ACGGGUUGUUUUUUGUUUUCGUUUUAGCUUCACGCUGCAGAUGAAAGGUGCAAUUCUGUUAUGCGUUUAACGAAACUCAUUGUUUAUUUUUGACCUCGGAAACCAUAAAGUACGACGUGAAUUCAGCUUACUGAAAAAAAGUGUUGAGCUAUUAUAUCUGAGUUCGAUAAGCCAGGUCUGAACGAGUUGCUGGACGCGCAGUGCUGUGUUGACAGUCAUGGAGGUGCAGAUGAGCGGGUUAGUUCAAAUUUCCUUCAGACAACUUUAGCACUUUUACUCAACACACACAAUGGCGUCUGUUAUGGAGGAUCCUACGUUGGAAAGGCACUUUAAGGGACACAAAGAUGCUGUCACUUGUGCGGACUUCAAUCCGAACCGCAAACAACUGGCCUCAGGGUCAUUAGAUAAAAACUUGAUGAUAUGGAAUUUGGCUCCCAAAGCGAGGGCCUUUCAAUUUGUUGGGCACCAGGAUGUGAUCACUGGGGUGCAAUUCUCUCCAUCUGGCAAUCUGGUGGCUUCUUCUUCCAAGGACAGAACAGUCAGACUGUGGACACCUUCAAUGAAAGGCGAGUCGACAGUGUUCAAAGCCCACACAGCUGCUGUACGCAGUGUUGCCUUCUCCCAUGAUGGCCAGAGACUGGUGACAGCAUCAGAUGACAAGUCUGUUAAAGUGUGGAGUGUUCACCGGCAGUGCUUCAUCUACUCCCUCAAUCAGCACACUAACUGGGUGCGCCGUGCUAGAUUUUCUCCGGAUGGCAGAAUCAUAGCUUCCUGUGGGGAUGACCGGACCGUCCGGCUUUGGGACACAUCUACCAAACACUGCAUCAACUGUUUGACCGACUGUGGAGGAUCAGCGACAUUUGUCGAUUUCAACUCCAGUGGUACCUGUAUUGCAUCGUCAGGAGCUGACAGUACUUUGAAAAUCUGGGAUUUACGGACCAACAAGCUUAUUCAGCAUUAUCGUGUUCAUAGUGCAGGAAUCAACAGUUUUUCCUUCCACCCAUCCAACAACUAUGUGAUAAGUGGUUCGAAUGAUGGCACUAUUAAGAUAUUGGACCUGUUGGAAGGGCGUCUGAUCUACACUCUUCAUGGGCACAAGGGUGCUGUGAUCACUGUGGCCUUUUCCAGGGCUGGAGAUGUCUUUGCCUCAGGAGGAGCUGACAGUCAGGUGCUGCUGUGGAAGACUAACUUUGACAGCAGGUCAUAUCAAGAUGUCUUACUUCAACACAGCCGGAGGUCGACACCAGAUCCCCCACCCCACCUGUCUGACAUUCAUCCCAGGGGACCACACCUUCAUCACCCACAGCCUACACCCAUUCAGGUCAGUCCAGCAGUAAAAGACACCAGAUCAACUGAGCCACAUGUCAUACAGCUGGGACAGUCUGUCCAUGGCAACAUGCUCUUAAACAGUUGGCCCCGCUUGACACCCAUGCAGUCUGCUGCUGCUAACAGUCACCACUAUAACGGUUUGCCAGCAUGUCAUGUUGCCAAUUCAAGACUGGACGGAUGGAUCGAGGGUGGAAGUGCAAGUAGGGCAGAAUCGACUGCUGAGAAUGAAACGAGGGCUAACAGAAAAGAAGGAAAAGGAAGACGAGAGGAAGAAGUAGAGAUGGCGCAGACACACCCACUGGAAGUUCUCUCUGGUCAUCCAUCGAGUGUGAGCUCUACCCUGCGGCACAUUGUUCAACAGCUGGAUAUUCUCACGCAGACUGUUUCAGUGCUGGAAGAGCGUCUCACCCUGACUGAGGACAAGUUGAAGGAGUGUCUAAGCCAUCAGUCUCAGAUUCUGAAAGACCUGCCAGCAUCUAGAACGAGGCGGAGGACAGAGAGUGAAGAGAGUGAAUCUCCUGUUCAUUCCACUUGAGGACAACUCUGCCUCGUCUCAGACAGCAGCACAAAGACAUGAAGUGUGUUGUUCUGCUAAACCCCCAGACUACCAGAUGUGGAUGUGUGUGUCAAUUUAAAUGCCCUCCAUGGUGGGUCAAUGGGUCAAUCAGGAUUCGAUCAGUGGUUGCAGUGAGUUUGUGUCUGACUGCGUGCUUGUACGUGUGUAGUACCACUACCAACAUAGUUUUUCCAUGCCUUUCGGUACCUCUUAAAGACAUCCAGCUGCACAGAAGAGCUGCAGCUAUAUAUAUAUGUAUUUAAAAAAAAAAAAAAAAAGUGCUUGUCUGCUAUAUGACCGCUGCCUGUGUGUGUUUACCUGUUCAUUUUCAGGUGUUUUAGCAGUUCACUGCUUCAAGAAUAACAUCUGUUUUGUAAAUGCUAUGCCAUGCCAUUUUAAACCCCAAGCUGUGUGCAUUUUUCCUAAAAUACAUGUAAUAUAAAUUUAAUAUUUAUCAAUAGUACACCCUGUUGCACUAAUUGGUUAUUACUUACUGUAUCCAGACAAAAGGAGACAGCCUUGUACUGAGAGAACCUCAAAGUGGUCAAAAAUAAAAACUGAGAUGACCAAAA
Messenger RNA from Neolamprologus brichardi, 2457 nucleotides. It is a transcript of the gene poc1b, whose product is annotated as POC1 centriolar protein B. Gene Ontology annotation, cellular component: ciliary basal body; centriole. Gene Ontology annotation, molecular function: protein binding. NCBI's taxonomy places the organism in Eukaryota, Metazoa, Chordata, Actinopteri, Cichliformes, Cichlidae. The record is from RefSeq and is a predicted model, not a curated record. Gene Ontology annotation, biological process: cilium assembly.